AAAAGUCGCCCUUUGUUGCUGGAACGACUGUACACUUAUUCUUUCUCUUUUUCGUAUCACCGCAUUUUCUUUAACAUAAAACAAUGGAUGUCAUCAAGGCAAUUCAGCAUUAUGCGGACAAAAUGAUCAAUGAUGUGCCGGGUAUGAAAGCCCUAUUGCUAGAUACAGAAACUACACCCAUCAUAUCACUCGUGACAACUCAAUCCACAUUACUCACCAAAGAAUGUUACUUAAUCGACAGAAUAGAUAACCGAAACAGAGACAAGAUGAAGCAUUUAAAAUGCAUUUGUUUCUUGAGACCUACGCGCGAGACUCUUCAGUAUCUUAUUGCUGAAUUGAAAGAACCCGCCUAUGGAGACUAUUACUUAUACUUUAGUAAUUCAUUACGUAAGUCGGAUAUCGAACAGUUGGCAGAGGUGGACGAGAAUGAAGUUAUUCGUGAAGUACAAGAAUAUUACGGCGAUUAUCUUGCUAUCAAUCCCGAUUUAUUUUCAUUGGGUCAAGACUCACGUCAUUUCUUUGGAAAUAGUGUGAAUAGUUGGGAUCCUGAUACUUUUGAGCAAACCGUACGCGGUGUGUCUGCUGUUCUUCUCAGUUUGAAAAAGAAACCCAUCAUUCGUUUUGAAAGAGCAAGUGCCAUGGCUAAGAAAUUAGCCUGCGAAAUACAAAAUACGAUUAUGGCAGAAGGUCAACUGUUUGAUUUUAGAAGAACUGAUACACCACCCAUCCUCUUAAUUUUGGAUAGAAGAAAUGAUCCAGUUACUCCUCUUUUAACACAGUGGACGUAUCAGGCUAUGGUGCAUGAAUUGAUUGGAAUUCAUCAUGGACGAGUUGAUAUGACCAAUGUACCUGAAGUAAAAAGUGAAUUAAAGGAAAUUGUUCUAUCCCCUGAUCAAGAUCCAUUUUUCAAAAAAUCAAUGUAUUUCAAUCUGGGUGAUCUGGGUGCCACUAUUAAACAAUACGUGGAUGAAUACCAAAGCAAGACCAAAUCCAACAUGAAUAUUGAAUCGAUUGCCGACAUGAAACGAUUUGUUGAGGAGUACCCUGAAUUUAGAAAGCUAUCUGGUAAUGUUUCCAAACAUGUAGCACUGGUGAGUGAGUUAAGUAGACGUGUGGCCCAAGACCAUCUCUUGGAAAUUAGUGAAUUGGAACAAGGUUUAGCUUGUAAUGAGAAUCACAAUUCGGAUUUAAAGGGCAUUCAAAAAUUGAUAGAGUCACCAAAUAUCUCAGAAGAUGCCAAAGUAAGAUUGGUCUUAUUGUAUGCAUUGAGAUACGAAAGAUUAGCAAACAAUUCUGUCAAAUCUUUGAUUGAUCUAUUGGACCGAGUAGGCAUUAGCGAGAGAAAGAGUGCAUUAGUACCUGCUUUAUUGUUUUAUGCCGGAUAUCAGCAAAGACAGGAUGACCUGUUCUCAAAUCAGUCAUUCCUAUCCAGAGGAAAAAGUGCAUUGAAAGGAUUAAAGGGUGUUGAGAAUGUAUAUACGCAACAUACACCUUUAUUAGCUGAUACAUUGGAUUUGCUCAUCAAGGCUCGACUUAAGGAUACAGAUUACCCUUUUGUGACAGAAAAUGCACAAUAUGCUCGAGAAAGACCACAAGACAUUAUUGUAUUUAUGGUGGGUGGUACAACGUUUGAAGAAGCCAAAUAUAUCGCACAACUAAAUGCGUCCACUCCUGGCAUUCGAAUUGUCCUCGGUGGAAAUUGUGUGCAUAAUUCAAGAACGUUUUUGCAACAAAUUCAGCAAGUGGGAGAAGGCUAUAUGAACCUGUCUACUCGUUAGAUAAAUAAAUAUUUUAAUAUAUCGAAUCUUAAUGCUAAAAUAAAAGUGUGUAGCUUCAUUAUCAUC
Messenger RNA from Mucor mucedo, 1844 nucleotides. RefSeq names its product Sec1-like protein. The transcript has 5 exons. The record is from RefSeq and is a predicted model, not a curated record. Bases 84 to 1778 code for a protein of 564 amino acids. Gene Ontology annotation, cellular component: Golgi membrane. Gene Ontology annotation, biological process: intracellular protein transport; vesicle-mediated transport. NCBI's taxonomy places the organism in Eukaryota, Fungi, Mucoromycota, Mucoromycetes, Mucorales, Mucoraceae.